UUGCAUGUCUUGCAUGGAUUUUCUUGUGUUUGAGUAACGUGAAUGGGCAACUCAACUCGACGUAUUAUGAGAGUACAUGUCCAUUUCUAUUGUCGACAGUGAAAGCUGCGGUGACGGCUGCAGUCGCCAGUGAAAAACGAAUGGGCGCAUCGUUGGUCCGCCUUCAUUUCCACGACUGCUUUGUUAACGGGUGUGACGGGUCGGUGCUAUUGGAUGACUCGUCGACCAUAACUGGAGAAAAGACUGCGGUUCCUAAUAACAAUUCGCUCAGAGGAUUCGACGUGAUCGACACAAUCAAAUCAAAAGUGGAGGCAAUCUGCAGUGGAGUUGUGUCUUGUGCAGACAUUGUAGCCAUUGCUGCUCGUGAUUCUGUGGUCUCAUUGGGAGGGCCAUCAUGGACAGUACAGCUGGGAAGGAGAGACUCAUUAACAGCAAACCUAAGUGGGGCAAAUAACGAUAUUCCAGCUCCUACACUAAAUCUCAGCGGACUCAUCUCAGCUUUCACUGCCAAGGGUCUUUCUGCCAAGGACAUGAUUGUGCUUUCAGGUGCUCAUACGAUUGGUCAAGCUCGUUGUACCAACUUCAGAAGCCACAUCUACAACGAAACCAACAUCUUGAGUUCAUUCGCCACUUCCCUCCAGGCUAACUGCCCUUUCACUGGUGGAGACGAGAACCUGUCGCCCUUAGAUCUCCUGACCCCCACUACAUUUGAUAACUAUUACUACAAAAAUUUAAGAAGCCAGCUGGGACUUCUUCACUCCGAUCAAGAACUUUUUAAUGGUGGUUCUGCUGAUUCUCAGGUUACUACAUAUGGUAACAACCUGUUUACCUUCUUCAGUGAUUUUGCCACUUCCAUGGUGAAUAUGGGCAACAUCGAUCCCCUUACUGGUAGUAGCGGGGAAAUCCGAACAAAUUGCAGGAAGCCCAAUUGAAUGUGUCCUUCACAACUUGUAUCCGGAUUCUGUUCAUAAGGAACUAAAAUAUCACAAUAAUUCCG
Messenger RNA from Cryptomeria japonica (Japanese cedar), 997 nucleotides. RefSeq names its product cationic peroxidase 1. Bases 141 to 932 code for a protein of 263 amino acids. Lineage: Eukaryota; Viridiplantae; Streptophyta; Pinopsida; Cupressales; Cupressaceae. The record is from RefSeq and is a predicted model, not a curated record. Gene Ontology annotation, biological process: response to oxidative stress; hydrogen peroxide catabolic process. The transcript has 4 exons. Gene Ontology annotation, molecular function: peroxidase activity; heme binding.